CCAGGGCCGCAGGACAUCCCCACCACCCACUUUUCGUGUUGUCCUUCGCUCUGCAGUCCAUGGACGCGCUUAAAAAGACAAGAAAAAAAGUGAAACUCGCGAAAAGCCAAAACGCUGCAGAGACGCUGGAGGCCAAAACGAAAUCAUGCGGCUGGCGAGGGCCUUCAACUAAUGACAAUAAGGCGCGAACUGGGAAAAUCCCCCUACCGAACCAACAAACCACCCACCCAAUAUCACGCAUACGCCGCCUUGCCUCGGGGCCCUAACAAAAAUAUCACGCAUACGCCGCGUUGCAGCAGCGAAAUCAAAACAUAAACCCAAAUCCAGUGACUGCAUCGGGUUUUCCUGAGCGCGUGACCAAAACAGAGAGAAAGAGAGAGCGCAGAGAGAGAAACCCUCUCUCUCACUCACGAAGGAGUUUCCCCAUCAUCAUCAUCAUCACCACGAUGAACACAAAUGCGACGUCGUGUGCUAGUUGGAAAUUGCAUUUUCCUUCAGUUCUGUUUCAGUUUCGAGUCCGUGCAGUCGUGUUGGCCGGAGUGAAAAGCGCCGAGGAAAAUUUGCAAAAAAACAACAAAAAAAAACUCAAACAGAGGAAAUAGAAAUAGAGAAAAGUAAAUAAGCAAACAAGUGCAGUUUUGUUGGGAGAGUGUGUGCGGAAAGGGAGAUUAAUCCCUCCGACCUAGCAUAGAUACCUACAUUUUUGGUGCGCCAAAACACGGUGUGUUGAAAGUCCCGAAAAAGCAGAGAAACACUGAAAUAACCGCAACCAUGUCGACGCUACCCUUUCUCCUGAGCGUCGCCGACGAGCUGGACAACAUACACUCGCAGUCCUACAUGGACGACUUUGGCCUGGGCUUCCACCCGCACCGCCAGUACUAUCGCACACCCACUAUCCAGCUUUCCCUGCCCGCCAGCACGGACUGGACGGGAUCGGGAUCGGGAUCGGGUCGGGACUGGUCCCAGGCAGCGGGCAACAGGCACACUCGCUACCGCAGCUAUAAGUUCUACGACGACUCGCAGAACAAUCUGGAGGAGGAGGAGCCGCCGGCGGAGGAGCACCUGCCCAUAGAGCAGGUGGCGCUGGCACAGCAGUUGGUACAGCAGGGUAACCAGACGACAUCGGUUGAGGCCCAGCCGUCGAGUGCAACCGCCACUGCCGACGCCACUGCCGUCGCCACCACUAAUCGCAAGGGCCUGAGCAUGGUCAACUCCCACUCGCAUGAUGUGGGCGUGGGCGGUAUGGGCCUGAAUUUAAAGGCCGGCGAGGAGGAGGACGAUGAGAACAUCGAUCGCACGGUGCGCAUGUACAAUUUGUCCAAGAAAUGCUGCAAGAACUACUAUCGUCAUGCCCUGGAGACCGGACCCGGCGCCAGUGGCAAGGCAAAGUGUAGCAACCUGCGCUCCGAGAGCCACAAGUCCAGCUCCAGCUCGGAGGAGAGCCUUCAGAAGAUACCCUCCCCCAUUGAGUUCCUCACCUGUUUCCUGGUGAAGAAGUCCCGCACCCCGAAGGCCAGUGCCCCGGUGGGCCAGCCCAUCAAGAAAACAUAGAACACGGCCCGGCUGCUGCCAGCAGCGAUGUCCGCCAGGACGUCCACCAUCAGCUCCACGGCCACCGGUGGAUCCGUGACCCAUGCGACCACGGACACGGACACCACGACCUCAAAGCGGCGCAGCAACUGCUUCUGAAUGUUGGCCGGAGUCGGUGUGGUGUGUGGCCAGGCCUGGAGUUGGCUUCAGAGGUGCGGUGAGCUUCCCAGCUCGGAGCCCGCCUCGUUGCCAUCCACCCGCCUGGGCAGGAUCGCCUACUAGGCCCACUCGACCGACUUCGAUUCGCAGUCAGGGGUUCAUACAUGGGGUUUUUAACUGAGUGCUAGCGCUUGGUAUAUGAUUUCGCACUGGGGUUACCUCUGGCUUGAGUAUUCAGAUUUUCGGAACGGUUAAGGAUUUCGAUUUGCACUUGGUAGC
This is a messenger RNA of Drosophila gunungcola (fruit fly), 1968 nucleotides long. RefSeq lists its product as uncharacterized. Bases 772 to 1551 code for a protein of 259 amino acids. The transcript has a single exon. Lineage: Eukaryota; Metazoa; Arthropoda; Insecta; Diptera; Drosophilidae. The record is from RefSeq and is a predicted model, not a curated record.